Cadophora gregata is the source of this 2883-nucleotide messenger RNA. RefSeq lists its product as uncharacterized. Gene Ontology annotation, cellular component: chromatin. Gene Ontology annotation, molecular function: DNA-binding transcription factor activity, RNA polymerase II-specific; RNA polymerase II cis-regulatory region sequence-specific DNA binding; zinc ion binding. Gene Ontology annotation, biological process: regulation of transcription by RNA polymerase II; DNA-templated transcription. Bases 216 to 2285 code for a protein of 689 amino acids. The transcript has 2 exons. Lineage: Eukaryota; Fungi; Ascomycota; Leotiomycetes; Helotiales; Ploettnerulaceae. The record is from RefSeq and is a predicted model, not a curated record.
CAAACGUCGAAAAUUCUCGAAGGGCAGGUUUCAAGUGACCCUGGUCCCAGAUGACUGUUUACAUGCCGCAACGUAUAGCCGAUGCCCCGCCCACUUUCACUACCUAACGAUCAACCAUCUCGCUGUUCUACGACCAACGUACCAAGCUACCUAGGAGCCUGUUGCGAUAGUCCACCCACUCUCGUCCUGAGCACCUCUACCUAGGUAAUUGCAAUAUGUCUGUCUCUGUCACAAGCGCAGAGGCGGCGGCACCGUCCACGCGGCUACAGCCCUAUCAGUGCCAGACCUGUGGGAGUCGCUUCACUCGUUACGAGAAUCUGAAGCGACAUGCUACGGUGCAUUCUCGCUCUGGAAGUGAAGCAUCUCUCCCCUGCGGAUAUUGCCAGACCACCUUCUCACGCCGAGAUCUGCGUUCUCGACAUAUCAAGAAGAAACAUCCGGAGCAGCUAGAACGACGAGCUGGCAACUGUCGCGAUGAGGAUUCAUUCAGAGAUAACUCGCGGCUCCAAGAGAGCGGCCCCUCGUCUGCGUUACCCCAAGAUAUACCUUUUGGGCUGCAGGGGCAGUCUCAACAUUCCUUCGUGAAUGUGGAUUCCGCGAUGGGUGAUUGGGUUGAGCCAGUACUCCUUCCACAUGCGCAACCGUCGCUUGUCCACUAUAACCAAGAUUAUCUCGGUCUCUCCCACGACAUUAAUGCUUCGACAAGCACACAAGCGCAAAGCCACGAACCUGUCCAUGGUUUAGCUCAAACACUGUCAAGAAGCAACCCAAAAGACGUCGAUCAAAAUGGCUUCGAGCAAAAUCUAUCGUUUGAGCCAUCCAGCAUCAACUCCGCAUAUCUCUUCGACUCACAAUCCCAUACAAAUUCACCUCCGGCAUCCUACAUCCCAGAUGGAUUGUCGCCAAAAGAUGUAGGAUACCUUAUGGAUGAUUGGUUCCCAUCGCCAUCACAGUCUGCCCGUGGAUAUCAGCUAUACUUCAGUAAUGUUUCGCAGUUUGUACCCUUCCUUCACCGCCCAACCUUCGACGCCACGGAGACACCCCGCCACCUUGGUCUCAGUAUGCUUUGUUUGGCCUAUCAGUACGGUGAAGAUCCAGAUUGUGGCGAAGAAGCCGGUUCUGGCGAAAGACUGUCUCAACGCUGCUUCCACCGAGCUCGUGUCGUUGCUGCGGAAGAGGAAGAGAGAGUGGUCGGCCUAACUCAAACAAUCGUCUUGGUUCAGGCAUACUGGCUGCUCCAAGUUUAUGUAAUGAUGUAUCUUUGUGGUUCAGACUCAGCUUACGGCCACAAGAUGCACUCUCGAAUGAUAUCACUCACUCGAUUUGGAGGUCUGACGCAACCAAUGCCAGGGGAGUCUACAACAACUGAAGACCUGGACGAUCUAUGGCGGGAAUUUAUCAAAACCGAAUCGCACAAGCGAACGGUUCUUGCUGUCCAUCAAAUUGACGCUCUGUGGUAUCAGCUCUUUUCCAUCCCACGAUCGCUUUCGCAUCUCGAAAUCAAGCACGAUUUGCCAUGUCCAGAAGACUGCUGGACAGCGUUCUCCUCAGCUCUAUGGGCACACAGACAACUGGCCGCUAGACAGUCAACUCCACUCGUACCAUACUCGGAUGCUAUCAAAUUGUUCUUAUCUCCAACUCCCGACAUCGAGUCUCUCCCAAAGUUUGAUCUAUACGGAGCUAUCAAUAUUGCGCAAUUCCUACUUUCUAGCGCUCGCGAGGUAUCAGGAUGGUCUACAAUGACAGGGAGGCUUAGCAUGGAGAGAUUUGAGCCUCUACAGACAUCGCUUUUUGCACUCGAACGUUUGAUACGCCCACCGACAGAAACAGUACAGUCAACACAUGCAAUAUCAUGUGAGGCUACAUGGGAGAUGGCUAUGCUUGAACUACUCCUCUGGUCCCCCCUGCACACAUCUGGAGUCGUAGGAGGAAGUGUAGAUACUUUUUUGACCCAGUCUACCUAUCUUGCGUCCUCAUGCCAGCUCUUGCACGAGACAGUCACAAAAACCGCAGCUCAUCCCCAUGUUGACUGGUUCCUCAGAUACCUCGAGACUACACCAACUUUCGAGUUCGAACCUCCAUGGCUGAUUCUUUACGCGUACAAAGCCUUUUUAAUUGCCUGGCAGCUUGUACGUGAAGGAUUUCCUGGCGCGAUGCUGAUCGUUGGGGUGAAUGAUAGUGAUGUUCGUGGUGCGGUUUUGUGGGCAAAGAGGGUUUUCCACCGAAAGUCUCGACAACGGCUCAGCAAACUCAUCGACACAUGUUUAGAUAGUCUGGAAGAAUGAAAACACUAUUCUCCCAAAAAAAAACUUUCAGGGUCAUCGGAUUUUAACAGCUGUUUUUGCAUUCGCGACGAGAGUGAUAGCCUUGCGAUGCAAGGCUGAAGAGAGUCGGCAGCCAAGACACUAGCGCAGCACUAGUGUAUCGGGCCUUCAAAAAGAAUUCUGCUCAGUAAAAUUUCUGUUCAUCUUCAUCGACCAUCAUUAUCUCCAUCCUCGGCCAAUGGCUGCAAAUAACACCACACCGCUGCUGCACUCGAGAAGGAAGUAUUUUUGACCAAGGAUUCUCAAUUCAAUGGGCUAGUACAUUUCCUGUCAAGCCUUGAAUCGAUGGAACAAGUUGCAGCAGCCAGUGACUUGGUGAGCAUGACCAAGCCGACUAAGGAGGGGACUUGACAUGGAGAAAGAGGAGGAAAACACACCAGCUUCAAAAUUAAAUGCUAGAGCCCGCCGUAUCCAUUCCAAGAACGAGCGAGUGUGGACAAUGAAGCAAGAGGAAUAUCCGAUCGAGAUUUUGAUUCUUCGAGACCUUCCUCAGGGUACACAAUCUACUGGGCCACUUCGUGGGUCUGGUGCUUGGUACUGUUUGGAGACAUACAUAGCA